AUGUCGCGACUGGCCUUCACCGAAGUCCAGCGAGGGCCAGCACGCGACUCCCUCGAACUGGCCUCGUUGGCCGACUCGGACGAGCAAGACGAUCUGCCGUCAGAGGCUUCCUCGUUGUCCGGCAUCUCGUCUUCACGCCGGCUCUCCUUCGAGAACGAAGACCCACUUGACAAUGCCAAUCCCGCCGGCCGUGGUCGCAUGCAUCCCAGGUCAUACUCAGUCUCCUCAGCAUUCGACUUCACCCCAGCGCUGUUCCCACUCCAGUCAACGUCAGGAGGGUACACGGCUCUUGGAGCACCGUCACAGGUCUCACUGUCGCUAGAAAGAGGAGGCGCCCACGACAAUCUCGAGAAACAGAAAACACUCACAUUCUUGAAUGGCCUGUCUCUGGUAGUCGGCCUAGUCAUCGGCUCCGGUAUCUUCUCCUCGCCAGCACAAGUCAACUCUCACACCGGCUCACCCGGCGCCGCCCUCAUCGUCUGGGCCAUCUCCGGCCUCCUAACCUGGACCGGCGCCGCUCUAUCUAGCCAAGAUCUUCGGCGAACUCGUCGGCUUCCUCUCACCUGGACCGCCAUCCUCGUCCUCAAACCCGGCUCCGCCGCCAUCAUCGCCAUCAUCUUCGGCGAAUACGUCAUCCGCGCCGCCAUCGGUGCCGACGUCGAAGAAAUCAACCCUUGGAUCAACAAAGCACCCGCCUUCCUUGCCCUCGCAGUGGUCACUUUCCUCAAUUGCAUCUCCACUCGCUUCGCCGCCCGUAUCGGCGACCUCUUCAUGUUCUUCAAGUUCAUCGCCUUGAUCGCUAUCACAGUGAUUGGGAUCAUCGUUGCGGCCACAGGCCUUUCAUUCAACGGCCCCGCCAACACCGACUGGAAAUCCCGCAACUGGUUCGACGGCACCACCACCGAUAUCAGCAGCUGGGCCGUCGCCAUCUACGCCGGCCUGUGGGCGUUCGAUGGCUGGGACAAUACAAAUUACGUGACCGGCGAGUUCAAGAAUCCUAGCAAAGACCUCCCUCGGGUCAUCCAUACAGGCAUGCCGACGGUCAUAAUAUGCUACAUCCUCGCCAACAUCGCCUACAUCUUCGUCCUGCCGCUCGCUACAAUCAACAAAUCCAAUACCGUCGCCGUCCAGUUCGGCAAUAAAGUCUUCGGCGCAACGGGAUCCCUCAUUCUCGCACUCAUCGUCUCGGGCUCCUGCUUCGGAGCGCUCAAUGCCACAACAUUCACCUCCGGCCGCCUCGUCUACGCCGCGGGCCGCGAAGGCUACAUCCCCGCCGUGUUCGGCACCGUCGGCUUCGGCCACCGCAACUCCCAGCUCCCAGCACCAGCCAAGUUUCGCAAACGAAGCUGGCUCACCAAGAAACUCCGCUCCAUCUUCGGCGACGACGCCGGCUUCGGCGCAACUCCCAUCAAUGGGAUGCUGCUCAACGCCUGCCUCACGGCAGCGUAUGUCGCGGUAGGCGAGUUCAAAUCCUUGAUAACGUUCUACGGCGUCGCAGGGUAUACCUUCUACUUCCUCACCGUCCUUGGCCUCAUUGUCCUGCGGAUCCGUGAGCCACAUUUGGAGCGCCCGUACAGGACGUGGAUCACGACGCCGAUUAUCUUUUGCUGUGUGAGUUUGUUCUUGGUGGUGAGGGCGGUAGUGAAUGAGCCGGUGCAGACGUUGGUGGUUGUGGGUUUUGUGGUGGCUGGCGUGCCAGCUUAUUACUGGCGGAUACGAGGCAGAGAUAGUGGUGGGCAGCGGGAGGGGGAGGGAAGAUUCUGGAGGAGAUGGGGCAGGGGGUUGAGGGGGCGAUGA
Cyphellophora attinorum is the source of this 1797-nucleotide messenger RNA. Its product is annotated as Y+L amino acid transporter 2. Gene Ontology annotation, biological process: amino acid transmembrane transport. Gene Ontology annotation, cellular component: membrane. The coding region runs from base 1 to 1797 and encodes 598 amino acids. The record is from RefSeq and is a predicted model, not a curated record. The transcript is spliced from 2 exons. Lineage: Eukaryota; Fungi; Ascomycota; Eurotiomycetes; Chaetothyriales; Cyphellophoraceae. Gene Ontology annotation, molecular function: L-amino acid transmembrane transporter activity.